Molecule: messenger RNA, 267 nt
Organism: Mesorhabditis belari
Lineage: Eukaryota; Metazoa; Nematoda; Chromadorea; Rhabditida; Rhabditidae
Source: the annotation of a GenBank genome assembly
AUGGCCACAGAAUCCCCGGAAACGAGUAUUUAUCAAGGACCAGCUUUUCCCUUUCCUCCACCAGCGCCAUGCGAAGGAUUUCUGUGCUAUUAUGAAGCUGGAAACAAUUAUUUCACAUCUUCGAUGAUAUGGAAGCUGUUGAUCUCAUUAUCGAUUAUUUUGAUGAUUUUGAUCAUUGUGGCCAGUGUGAUCAUUUGCACAAAUUGUGGUUGCGGGAAGAAGAAAAAGAGGAGAAAUUCCCGCCUCGAGGAGCUCGAGCCGUUAGAC